Mangifera indica (mango) is the source of this 2578-nucleotide messenger RNA. RefSeq names its product histone-lysine N-methyltransferase, H3 lysine-9 specific SUVH4-like. The record is from RefSeq and is a predicted model, not a curated record. Gene Ontology annotation, molecular function: protein binding; zinc ion binding; histone methyltransferase activity. The transcript has 15 exons. Bases 198 to 2198 code for a protein of 666 amino acids. Gene Ontology annotation, cellular component: nucleus. NCBI's taxonomy places the organism in Eukaryota, Viridiplantae, Streptophyta, Magnoliopsida, Sapindales, Anacardiaceae.
AAUUCCACAUCAGACAAAAGCAGAAAAAUGCGAAACCUUGGCGUUUCCCCUCCACGCGCUCUCCGUCUUCCCUUCUCCAGAUUUAUAACAAAUUUAAACUAUUGCUGUCACUUCAAAUCUCUACCUUCUUCUUCUCCGGAUCACGCUCUCCGCUCAGAAACCCUAGGUGAAUUAAUCGAAGUUUAUUUGAAGCAAUAAUGGUGGUUCGACCUAUGCAAAACGGACAAGCAGAGCGGAGAGUGAGUGCAAGGAUUCAGGAGAAACAGAGGGAGGACAAAUUGCGUUUGGUUAAACGGAGAGUGGAGCUUCUUGAUGAUAUAAAAGAGGCAAGUGAUGAUAACAAGAAGCAAAAGAAUAUUUCCAGUAGAAAUAGGAGGAAAGCAAAAGAUUCCCAAAAUGUGGUGGAGGGAGACAAGGUCCCAGUUAAAACAACGAAGUGUGAGAGUGAGUCUGUAAAUGGUAAUGCUGUAAACUCAGCUGAAAAAACUGAUAAGGCUGUAAGCUUAUCUGAAAAAAGUGACCAUGCUAAAGUGAAGGAGACUUUGAGGUUGUUUAACAAACAUUAUCUUCAUUUUGUUCAGCUGGAGGAAGCAAGAUGCAGAGUAGAAGAAGUGGGUAAGAAAGCUUCCAAAAAGUCAAAAUCCAAGAAAGGCAAUGUACCUGAGGAAAAUACUAAAACCAAGGCCAAGCGACCUGAUCUAAAAGCAUUAACCAAGAUGAUGGAGGAAAAUGAGAUACUGUACCCUGAGAAACAAAUUGGCCACAUUCCUGGUAUUAAUGUUGGGCAUCAAUUUUAUUCACGGUCUGAAAUGGUUGCAGUUGGUUUUCACAGCCAUUGGCUGAAUGGAAUUGAUUAUAUGGGCAUGUCCUAUGGACAGGUGUAUGAACAAUAUCAAUUCCCGCUAGCUGUAGCCAUAGUUUUGUCUGGCAUGUAUGAGGAUGACUUGGAUAAUGCAGAGGAUGUUAUAUACACCGGUCAAGGGGGCCAUAAUCUAACUGGCAAUAAACGUCAAAUUCAGGACCAAGUCUUGGAACGUGGUAAUCUGGCACUUAAGAACUGUGUGGAGCAAAAUGUGCCUGUCAGAGUAAUUCGUGGUCUUAAAUCUUCUACUAGUUAUACUGGAAAAGUUUACACAUAUGAUGGUUUGUACAAGGUUGCUCAAUAUUGGGCAGAAAAAGGCAUUUCUGGCUUUACUGUCUUCAAGUAUCGCCUAAGGCGGCUUGAAGGACAGCCUAUACUGAUGACUAACCAGGUUCAUUUUGCCCAUGGACGUGUUCCCCAAUCUUUGUCAGAAAUACGCGGGUUGGUCUGUGAGGACAUUGCAGGUGGCCAGGAAAAUUUUCCCAUUCCAGCAACAAAUUUGGUUGAUGAUCCUCCUGUUGCACCGACAGGUUUUACUUAUCGCAAGACUUUACAAGUUGCAAAAAAUGUAAAACUCCCUGCUAAUGUCACUGGAUGCAACUGCAAAGGAAGUUGUGAGAAUUCCAGGACCUGUUCUUGUGCAAAGCUUAAUGGUUCUGACAUUCCAUAUGUGCACCGUGAUGGUGGCAGAUUGAUUCAAGCAAAGGAUGUUGUGUUUGAAUGUGGUCCAAAUUGUGGGUGUGGACCUGAUUGCAUCAACCGCACAUCUCAGAAGGGGUUGAUGUAUCAGCUUGAGGUUUUUCGUACCCCAAAGAAAGGAUGGGCAGUCAGAUCUUGGGACUUUAUACCUUCUGGAGCCCUUAUUUGUGAAUAUAUUGGAGUACUUAUGAGGACAGAAGAUGUGGAUAAUGACUCUGAGAAUGAUAAUAAUUAUAUUUUUGACAUUGAUUGCUUGCAAACAAUAAGGGGGCUUGGUGGACGGGAGAGGCGAUUAGGAGAUGUAUCCCUACCAACAGUGCAUAAUUUGGAUAGACCUGGUGAUCAGAGAUCUGAAAGUGUUCCGGAGUUCUGCAUUGAUGCAGGUUCCAUGGGAAACGUUGCCAGGUUUAUUAACCACAGUUGUGAACCUAAUCUUUUCGUCCAGUGUGUUUUGAGUGCACAUCAUGACAUUAAACUUGCUCGGAUAGUGCUAUUUGCAGCAGAUAACAUACCUCCUUUGCAGGAGCUUACCUAUGAUUAUGCUUAUACACUGGAUAGUGUGUGUGGUCCUGAUGGGAAGGUGAAAAAGAUGCGAUGCUACUGUGGUGCAGCUGACUGUAGGAGUCGAUUAUUCUAGGUUUACCUUUUUAUCCUGACAGAUUCGUGCCUGCUGCUUCUAGUUGAAAAAGUUCCAAUAUUGUGUAUCAAUGAGGUAAUCGCAGGGGCUUUUGGUGGUGGUUUUUUUAAUUUGUGGGGGCAGGCUAGGGGAGGCUGUAAUUCAACAAUUGUAUUCUUGAAAUUUUUGAAGCUUCCAUUGUAGUGUUGUAGCGUUGUUUUUUUUGUUCUGAUUUGAAUUGUUCACUGAUGUAUGUUAUAGCUGAAGAGAAAUGAGGGAAGAACAAUAUAAGAUUGUGAGCGAUGUUGUUGUGAAAUUAUUGGAGAAAUUGCAACAGAUAAAGUUGGUUUACAAUGUUCAAUUAUAAAAAUUUUAAUGUUAUUUUCUUCAGGGUUCUGGAA